Molecule: messenger RNA, 1335 nt
Organism: Acanthosepion pharaonis
Lineage: Eukaryota; Metazoa; Mollusca; Cephalopoda; Sepiida; Sepiidae
Source: the annotation of a GenBank genome assembly
AUGAGAUAUUUGGCUGCCAGAUGUGUCCAGGGACAGGUCAGUUUCUAUCCCUCCAUAUCCAGUUUCUAUCCCUCCAUAUGGGCUGAAGCAGUAUACAGAUUAGACUUUUGUAUUUCCUUUUUUUGUCUUUCAUUUCUUUUAUACAAUUCACAAUAUUUCAUUCCUCUUUCCCUUUUCCUUCCUUCGCUUCAUCUGCAUUCUCUUUCCCUUUUCCUUCCUUCGCUUCAUCUGCAUUCUAUUUCCCUUUUCCUUCCUUCGCUGCAUCUGCAUUCUCUUUCCUUUUCCUUCCUUCGCUUCAUCUGCAUUCUCUUUCCCUUUUCCUUCCUUCGCUUCAUCUGCAUUCUCUUUCCCUUUUCCUUCCUUCGCUGCAUCUGCAUUCUCUUUCCCUUUUCCUUCCUUCGCUGCAUCUGCAUUCUCUUUCCCUUUUCCUUCCUUCGCUUCAUCUGCAUUCUCUUUCCCUUUUCCUUCCUUCGCUUCAUCUGCAUUCUCUUUCCCUUUUCCUUCCUUCGCUUCAUCUGCAUUCUCUUUUCCUUCCUUCGCUUCAUCUGCAUUCUCUUUUCCUUCCUUCGCUUCAUCUGCAUUCUCUUUUCCUUCCUUCGCUUCAUCUGCAUUCCCUUUUCCUUCCUUCGCUUCAUCUGCAUUCUCUUUCCCUUUUCCUUCCUUCCUUCAUCUGCAUUCUCUUUCCCUUUUCCUUCCUUCGCUUCAUCUGCAUUCUCUUUCCUUUUCCUUCCUUUUGCUUCAUCUGCAUUCUCUUUCCUUUUCCUUCCUUCGCUUCAUCUGCAUUCUCUUUCCCUUUUCCUUCCUUCGCUUCAUCUGCAUUCUCUUUCCCUUUUCCUUCCUUCGCUUCAUCUGCAUUCUCUUUCCCUUUUCCUUCCUUCGCUUCAUCUGCAUUCUCUUUCCCUUUUCCUUCCUUCGCUUCAUCUGCAUUCUCUUUCCCUUCCUUCGCUUCAUCUGCAUUCUCUUUCCCUUCCUUCGCUUCAUCUGCAUUCUCUUUCCCUUUUCCUUCCUUCGCUUCAUCUGCAUUCUCUUUCCCUUUUCCUUCCUUCGCUUCAUCUGCAUUCUCUUUUCCUUCCUUCACUUCAUCUGCAUUCUCUUUCCCUUCCUUCGCUUCAUCUGCAUUCUUUCCCUUUUUCCUUCCUUCGCUUCAUCUGCAUUCUCUUUCCUUCCUUCGCUGCAUCUGCAUUUCUUUUUCUUUUCCUUCCUUCGCUUCAUCUGCAUUCUCUUUCCCUUUUCCUUCCUUCGCUUCAUCUGCAUUCUCUUUCCCUUUCCUUCCUUCUCUUCAUUUACAUUCUCUUUCCCUUUUCUUCCUUUCAUUUACAUUUUCUUUCCCUUUAA